AUGCCCGUCGGACACGAUCUACCAUCAUGUACCAAUCAGGUGGUAGCAUCCGAGACCUUCACUAUUGAUGGACAAGAGAUGGUACUCUUCGAUACUCCUGGGUUCGACGAUACGACCAUAUCGGACGCAGACACACUAAAACGAAUCGCUGAGUUUCUUGAGACGAUGUAUCGCCGAGGUAUUAAAUUGAAAGGAAUAGUUUACCUUCACAGGAUCACCGACAUGCGUAUGACGGGAGCUUCUGCACGGACGUAUCGACUUCUGCGCAGUCUGUGUGGCUCGAAAAAUCUUGCGAAUGUUGUGAUUGUCACAAACAUGUGGUCCGACCCUCCCACUGAAGACGAAAUUCUACGUGAGCAGCAGCUGCGGUCUAAUUUUUUCAAGUCGGCACUGGAAGAUGGCGCCCAACUGUUGCGCCGUGAGCAUCUUGGUCAAACAUCGGCCCAUGAAGUCCUAAGAACCUUACUACCAAAGGCUGCAAUGCAUCCACAGCUCCCAGUAGAGUUGAGCGAGGGUAUACCCUUGCAGGAUACCGAAGCUGGGCGCAUUGUCAGAGCAGAAAUCGAGGCCAAAUUAUCCAAGCAAGAUGAGGAACUCCAAGAAUUGCGAGAUGAGAUCCGAGCUAUGGUUGUAGACAGAAAUUUGAAAGCGGAGAGAGAAUUGGAUGAGUAUCGUGGACGGAAGGAGAGGGAGAUGUCGCUGCUUCGACAACAGCUCGCCUCACUUACCGUAGAAAUUGAGGAAGGGAGAAAGUUCUGGGAGGGCCAAUUUGAAGACAUGCGAACGCGGCGCAUACAAGCGAUGCGAUUAGCUGAAGAACAAAUUCUGUUAGAUACACCAGGGUUCGAUGAUGAGGAAAUUUCCGACGUUGGAACUUUGAAGCGAAUUGCCGGCUAUCUCAGUGCAAAUUACGAUCAAGGUCAAAUACUUUCCGGAAUCAUUUACCUCCACCGUAUCACCGAUAACAGGAUGGGAGGAGCAAAUGCUAGAACCUUCAACCUAUUUCGGAAAAUGUGUGGCACCCAGACCCUGAAGAACGUCAUAAUUGCAACAAAUAUGUGGUCCAAUCCACCGACCGAUACUCAGGCGAGGCGAGAACAGCAAUUAGAGACUGAUUUUUUCAAGGAAGCACUGGACGGCGGGGCCCGUAUGUUUCGUCGUGAGACUCAAGGCCGCGAGUCUGCGCACCGGAUUAUUCGGCAACUGAUCGGACAAGCGCCAUUACCAAUGCGUAUCGACGUUGAAACCGUCGAUGAAAACAGGGCUCUCCAUGAGACAGAAGCUGGACAGGCCAUCGAGGUUCGAUUAUUGGAACGCGUCAACCAACAGCAGGAGGCCAUUGAAGAAGCACGUAGGGAACUUGCCCAUGCAAAUCUGGAGGGGGCCCGAGCAGCAGCUAAUAUCCGGGCCGAGGUCGAGAGAGAAGAGAGGGAAAUGGCGGAGCUGAGGCAGCAGAUUGAUUCACUAAGACGAGGUAUGGAAGAGGAGCGACGGGAUUACUGGAGGCGACUUGAAGCGGAGAGAGCACAGUUUGCGGAGGACCAAGGAACACGGAGACGAUUGGGAUUCAGAAGGAAACUAAGAGAGUUCUUGGGGCUUGGCCAGAAGCGGAACGCAUAUUGA
Molecule: messenger RNA, 1623 nt
Organism: Rhizoctonia solani
Lineage: Eukaryota; Fungi; Basidiomycota; Agaricomycetes; Cantharellales; Ceratobasidiaceae
Exons: 4
Coding region: 1-1623 (540 amino acids)
Source: RefSeq, a predicted model, not a curated record